AUGUCGAGCGCUUCCGGCAGCACCGAUCCGUGCAAUGGGCCUGCUGCAGACAAUGAACAUGCUCAGCAGCAGGCCGCGCCACAGCCCUCGCAGCGACCGCAGCAGCAGGGCCCGCAUCCUGGCGAGCUCGCGGCCGCGGCCGCAGACGCCGCCCAGGAGGAGCCCGGCGGCGCCCCUGAGACGGCGGCGGCAGGCGCGGUGGACGGCGGAAGCGACUACGCCGCUCCAGAUGUUGAGGGCGUCUCCGCGCCAGACAUCGAGGCCCUGGUCGCUGACCUGGCGCGCCGCCUGGAGUUGGGGGAGCCGGUCGACCCAGGGGUGUUGCAGUUGCUGCAGGAUGCAGGUGUGAUUCGCAUCAGGCGGCGAGAGGCCACGUCGGCGCGGCGACCGCCAGUGCUUGAGCCGCUGACCCUGGAGGGCGUUGCGGCCCACAUCAAGGCCGGCAGGGCGAAGCGCAUCAUAAUCAUGGUGUUGGGGGAGGGGCUGCGUGUGCUCCUGCUGAUGCUGCUGCUGCUGCUGCCGCUGCUGCUGCUGCUGCUGCCGCUGCUGCUGCCGCUGCUGCUGCUGGCCGGCCGCACGUUUGCCCACUGCGUGAGCGUGUCAGCCGGCAUCCCGGACUUCCGCACCCCGGGCACGGGCCUGUACUCGCAGCUGGACCGCCUCAACCUGCCGACACCAGAGGCCGUGUUUGAGAUGAACUACUUCCGUCGCAACCCCAAGCCUUUCCACAUUUUGGCAAAGGAGCUGUUCCCGGGGAACUUCGCGCCGACGCCUGCCCACGUGUUCAUGAAGCUUCUGCUGGACAAGGGCCUGCUGCUGCGCGUGUACACCCAGAACAUCGACAGCCUCGAGCACCAAGCUGGGCUGCCCUGCGACAGGGUGGUUGCGGCGCAUGGGAACUUUGACACGGCGCACUGCAUCAAGUGCGGCAGGCAGCACUCGGUGGACUACGUGAAAGAGGCGGUGUUUGCAGACAAGAUCUGCCACUGCUCCUCCUGCGGGGGCCUGGUCAAGCCGGACAUAGUGUUCUUCGGGGAGAGCCUGCCUGACAGGUUUUAUGACAUGGCUGAGGUGGACUUCCCCAGGGCAGACCUGCUGAUAGUUCUGGGCACCAGCCUGGUGGUGCACCCCUUCGCGUCGCUCAUAGGCUGCGUGGGCGGUUCCGUGCCGCGGCUGCUCAUCAACCGGGAGCGCGUCGGGGAAGACGAGCCGUACCAGAUCCUGCAAGGGGUCAAAAGCGGUGGCGGGUUUGACUUUGACGCCGGGUACCGCGACGUUCUGCACCUGGGGGACUGCGACGACGGCUGCAGGCGGCUGGCGGCUCUGCUGGGGUGGGGCGACGAGCUGGAGGCAAUGGUGCAGGCCGCAGGCUGCGGCGCCCCCGGCGGGUCCGGCGGCGCGGCGAGGGUCGCGGCGGGCAUUGCAAAAGGGGUGGAGCGGAGCGAAGCGGCGGGGGAGGCCGGCUCGGCGGUGGCGGGCGAGGGCGACGACCGAGGGGGGGUUGACGGGCAGGCGCCCCCACCCGACGCAACGGCCGAGAUCGACGCUGCAGAGGACGAUGGUGCCAAGCUGUAA
Molecule: messenger RNA, 1575 nt
Organism: Monoraphidium neglectum
Lineage: Eukaryota; Viridiplantae; Chlorophyta; Chlorophyceae; Sphaeropleales; Selenastraceae
Product: NAD-dependent deacetylase sirtuin 2
Exons: 13
Coding region: 1-1575 (524 amino acids)
Molecular function (GO): NAD+ binding
Source: RefSeq, a predicted model, not a curated record